Messenger RNA from Carassius auratus (goldfish), 2052 nucleotides. Its product is annotated as alpha-N-acetylgalactosaminide alpha-2,6-sialyltransferase 2. Gene Ontology annotation, molecular function: alpha-N-acetylgalactosaminide alpha-2,6-sialyltransferase activity. The record is from RefSeq and is a predicted model, not a curated record. The transcript has 9 exons. Gene Ontology annotation, biological process: protein O-linked glycosylation. Bases 71 to 1294 code for a protein of 407 amino acids. Lineage: Eukaryota; Metazoa; Chordata; Actinopteri; Cypriniformes; Cyprinidae.
AAACCUGCAGUGACUCUCCACUUAAAAGCGUUCAGUGAUUUCAGUCACAGGUCUGUGUUUGGUUAUUAUUAUGAAGUCAACUGAUUAUUCGAAGACAUGUACUGUCUUACCACGCGUUUACUCUGCACAGCACAGUCGGAACACAAAACUGUGGCUUUGUAGAUCUAUUUUGGCAGCAUGCGUUUGCUUUAUCUACUGGAAUGUGUUGGGUUUGAUGUCUUCAGAAGACUGGAGCACAACAUUUUACAGGGCUGGAUUAGAGGCUGAAGUAAACUGGUUUGAAAACAAAGCUGAAGAGGAGGCAGCGCCAGCCUGCUCCUUGAGACAUACCAUAAAGAAAGACGAUCAUCUGAAGAGAAAGUUUAGCUUCUUGGUGCCUGUUCUGCAGUGGCGUGAUUCUUUUAGGAAUUCACAUUGGCAAAAGCUCCAGAAUGAACCGUUGCCAUAUGGCUGGAAGGACCAGCCUUUCUAUGAAAUAGGCAAGACACUUUCUCUGCUCUCACAUCCUGCCAACAGUCGUCUGUUUGAGCGGAAAACGUCAGAUACCUGUGUGCGUUGUGCUGUGGUGGGUAACGGAGGUAUUCUGAAUGGAUCCAGGCAGGGGAAAACCAUAGACAGUCACGAUUAUGUUUUCAGGGUAAAUGGGGCAAUAAUCCAAGGGUUUGAGGAUGAUGUUGGGACAAAGACAUCUUUCUACGGCUUCACCACCAACUCUCUCAAGAACUCCUUAAUUGGUUAUUACCAAGACGGCUUCCACAAAGUGCCACGUGAUCCGGACAUCGGGUAUAUUUUUAUCCCUGCCGAGACUCGAGACUACGUGAUGCUGGCAGCUGCCAUCCAGGGUGUCUCUGUAACCUCGGGACCUGAUAAAGGGGACAGGCCCUCAGAACUUUUUGGAUAUAAUCCUGAAAUACAUCAGUUUAAGAUGAUCCAUCCAUCCUUCAUUCAAUAUGUGACUCAAAGGUUCCUAAAAUCUCCACUGCUGAAGCAGUUUAGAGAUAUUUACAUGCCCAGCACGGGUGCACUGAUGCUUUUGGUAGCUUUGCACAACUGUGACCAGGUCUCUGCAUAUGGCUUUAUCACAGAAAAUUACAAAGACUUCUCAGACCAUUACUAUGACAAGGUGACGAAGCCUCUGAUCUUUUAUGCCAACCAUGACAUGAAGAUGGAGGGAAGUCUGUGGAAGCAGCUACACUCUAAAAAAGUAUUGUGGCUAUAUCAGAGACAAACAAAUGACAUGAACACUUCAGUGAAUCCUGGGACAUCUGAGAGAAAAAAAAGAAAGAAUGCAUAGUGAAAUUGCCAAAGCAGUAUUUGUUCUGGUGUGCCCUGAUUCUGUUGCAUAGGCGACAAAAUUGAGAAUCGCAUUUUUAAUAAGCUAAAUUAAUUGUUUAACUCAAAGUGUUACUUGGAGAAUUUCCAAUCUGGUUUCCCGUCACAUUACAGCACAGAGAACAUGCUUCUGUUUAACUAAAUAAUGAGAAAGGUAAAUAUAAGUGCUGAUUUUACUGAUAUUUAGUGCUGUACUCUCAAUCACAAUACACACUUAGACAAACUUGAAAACUGGGUUUGGCUCUUUUGGCCAAAUCUAGAAAGCAAGAAAUUCUGUGUGAACACAGGUGCCUUUAAAUGAACUGCAAUGACAUGGCGGUCCCCAGGGUUCAAUCUUAGGUCCUCUCCUAUUCAGUCUGUAUAUAUGUCCACUAAGCUAAAUAAUGUGGAACAACAAAAUAGCAUGCUAUAGCAGUUCAAACUAGCUCAUUAACAGCAGAUCAGAUAUUAAUAGAUUUGAUAUGAUAUCAUUAAAACCUAAAUGCACUUAAAGAGCUAGAGCUGCGACAACUAGAUAUUGUCACAAUUAUGUUCUGUUUUGGUAUUGUUUUUGUAUUCACAUUUUCUUGAGUUCCUUUGUUAAUCUCUUUAUUUAUGUAUUAAAUUUAAAUUAUGAAAUAGCUGUACACCUGUUCUGUUUCUCCCUGAUUGUUUAUCUUCUGUUUAUCUCCUGCCUGGUUUUUUAUGCAGAUUCAUUAUUAAAAGACACUCUUUUGUUUA